UCGUGCACAUCUCGGUAUCUAAGGCGGAGAUCUACGUAUAUAAAGUCGUCGGGGCGAGACGCGGGUUUAGAAGCUUUGUACUGCUCGUCGAUCUAAGUAUCGGGAUUGACAGAAGAGAAGAGUGCAUCGGAAGGGCUGUCACAAUAUCGAUCGGAUAAUCGAGAAAAGGGCCGCAAGUUUUUGCUACAGCGUGUACCACGUUCCACUCUCCUCGCGCCCCUGUAGCUUUCGUGGCUUCGGGUCCAGAAGAGCAUCAUGAAGACAACCCUAAUAUUGGCAUUAUUUUGUCUGGGAGUAUGUUUGGCAAAUCCUUUAGAGAAAAAGGAGAAGAUAAGUGUCAUAGAGCAGCAGUCUGCAACGCUAACAGAUCGAGCUAAGUACGAAGAGGAACUUCUUCGUAAACUCAAUUCGAAAUGCUCCCAAAACGACAUCAGCAGUUGCGUAAUGUUGAAGUUGGUGACAUAUAUGAACAAGUUGUUGAAGAAAGCCUCGAUCGAACUCACUGAUGACAUCGAAAUCAGGAAGACGAGCCAAACGUCGGAGGAUGUGAUUACAUUUGAAGCCGGUAGAAGUAAGGACGAUGAGACUCAAUUUCUUGAUCUCAUCGCAAAUAAAUUUUACGCCUUCAUCAAAUCGAGAAGCAUCAAAUGGAGGAUUUUACCCGAGGAUGAUAUUGUUGUGUCCGCAUCGGAGGAUGAGACUGGCUCGUUAAAUUUGGGUCUAUCUAUUGAGCGCGCUGACAAGCCUCUUCAAGACGGCCGUGGAAAGAAAAACAACAUGGGCCCGUUGAUUGCCGCGGCUGUCUUGAAGAUGGGCCUCAUCGCUGGUCUUGCAUUCAAAGCACUCGCUCUUUUGGUCGGCAAGGCUCUCCUUCUAUCAAAGAUCGCUCUUCUUUUAGCUGGUAUCAUAGGUCUGAAGAAGCUCUUCUCGCAAGGGAAGCAUGUGACCUACGAAGUGGUCGCACAUCCUCAUCAUGAUCAUGGACACGGCGAUAGCUAUUCCAGCGGAUGGGGGAGAAGUUUCAAUGAACAAACGCCAAUCUUCGGACAACCGGACGCUCACGAACUAGCUUAUUCGGCUCAUGUAAAGUAAAUAAUUUUUAUGAUCGAAAGAGAGCCAGAAUCCAAGGAUCGUCCGAGAUCAAGAUGAGAAGUGCGACGUCUUCUCGGAUCCGUAUUCUUGAGAAUUUCCCGUAGAGUUACCCCGCAUAGUAAUUUAUUUGCACUAUCCAUUUUAAUCGUCUUUUUCCUCUUCAUCUUCUUUCCUCUUUCAUCUUUCUCAUUUUCUACGAUCGUUAUCGUUGCACCUUCUAACUCUCUCUACAGUAAUAACAGAUGUGCUCUGUUUCUUUAUUAUUGUCAUGCCUAAAUUUCCGGACGACGAAUUGCACGACGCAUGAAUACAUCCAUGACGCACAGCGACGAACAUAUUUACGGUAACGGCAACAUCAGGACGUCACAUUACGGAUUACGGAUACGUAAGCAGGUAGACAAGAACUUCUCUGAUGUGUGAAGGAAGGACGCAUUACAAGAGUUUUACCUACUUUCGUGACUCUACUUAUAGAUAAUCGCGGAUACUGCGAGACUCUCGUCAGUAGGACAUUGGAUUACAUACGAGCGCUGUUAUAUUCUUCUCGUCCUUAGUAUUAUGAUCUGUGAUAUUGGUGAGAAUUUAGA
Messenger RNA from Camponotus floridanus (Florida carpenter ant), 1676 nucleotides. RefSeq lists its product as uncharacterized. The record is from RefSeq and is a predicted model, not a curated record. Bases 256 to 1092 code for a protein of 278 amino acids. The transcript is spliced from 3 exons. NCBI's taxonomy places the organism in Eukaryota, Metazoa, Arthropoda, Insecta, Hymenoptera, Formicidae.